CGCAUCUGUUCCUUUCAAAUCGGGGUCGACUAACACCGCAGCGAGUAGCUCUAGUGUUUCAAACUCUUGAAAGGAAUACAACUACUGGAAAGCAGAGCCGCUUUCCAGUAUGGGAGUGUGACGCCCGGAGCUACUCGGGGCGUUGAGCCCCCGAGCUGUACGUACUCGUCAACCUAUCAGCUGUCACAUCCGCCGGUGGCUAUUUAUCUAUUUAUUUCUUGUUAUUAUCUCAAGAUUGAACAUUUUAAAAUAUAUAGUUUUGAUUCUCUUUCAUUUUUGAUAAAUAAAAAAACAAACUGCACAAACAGAUAAUUAUUUUUAAAAUUUGACAUUUUUGACACUAAGACAGGCGCCUCACGCCAUGAUACUAGAACGGUACAAAUUUAGUGCGUGGCGCCCCUGAGGUGCUCUAGAGCGCGCCAAUGUGCAUACUGGAAAGCGGCUCUGGAAAGCGGCUCAGCUCUGACAAGCGCCACCACUGGAGUGCGUUCGAAAUCACCCUGGGCGUCACACCGAGUGCACACCAGCCAUGAAUAAUUCAUGGCUGGUGUGUACUCUGUGUCACGACUAAGGCGAUUUCGAACGCACUCCCGGUUAAAAAAUGUCUAGUGCCAUCUAGUGGGUAACCCCCGAGCUUGAGCUAUGUAUUGGCUUUGAUGAUUUGUUGAAAUUUCUAGAAUAGUGCAGAAUUAUUACAGAAUUGAAUGGAUGUGUUUAUUGAAUUUUCUAGAUUUUAUACCAAUUCCAUAUUGAUUUGAUUAUGAUUUAUGAACUUGAUUUAUUUAUUGUAAAAUGACAAAAGGCAUUAGAAUCUGACAAACGAACAACGCCGUCAGAUUUUAAAACGAAGUUGAAGCGUGUGCACGAGCGUGAAAGCCCUUGUGGUAUUUUCAAAGCGAAUUUUCCAAGCUAUUCAACCAAAACUUGUGGUUUUUUGAGUUUUAUUGAAGAAUUAAAUAGUUAAGAUGCCAGAAGAAACUGACGUCGAAACUUUCGCCUUCCAGGCUGAAAUUGCUCAGUUGAUGAGCUUGAUCAUCAACACUUUCUACUCCAACAAAGAAAUCUUCCUUAGAGAAUUGAUCUCCAAUUCUUCAGAUGCCUUGGACAAAAUCCGUUAUGAAUCGCUCACCAACCCUUCCAGGUUGGACUCUGGCAAAGAUCUUUUCAUCAAGAUCAUUCCCAACAAAGCGGAAGGAACCUUGACCCUUAUCGAUAGUGGUGUCGGUAUGACUAAAGCUGACUUGGUCAAUAACUUGGGUACCAUCGCCAAGUCUGGAACCAAAGCCUUCAUGGAAGCCUUACAAGCUGGUGCUGACAUUAGCAUGAUUGGUCAAUUUGGUGUUGGUUUCUAUUCUGCCUACUUGGUUGCUGACAAAGUUGUAGUUGUAUCUAAACACAAUGACGACGAGCAAUAUAUCUGGGAAUCUUCUGCUGGUGGCAGUUUCACAAUUCGUCCUGACCAUGGGGAACCACUCGGCCGUGGUACCAAAAUCGUUUUGCACAUCAAGGAAGACCAAACUGAAUAUUUGGAAGAAAACAAAAUUAAGGAAAUUGUCAAGAAACACUCUCAAUUUAUUGGUUACCCAAUUAAAAUGCUUGUAGAAAAGGAACGUGAAAAGGAACUAAGUGAAGAUGAAGCUGAAGAUGAAAAGAAAGAGGGUGAAGAGGAAGACAAAGAUAAACCAAAAAUUGAGGAUGUCGGUGAGGAUGAAGACGAAGACAAAAAAGAAGAGAAAAAGAAGAAGAAAACUAUCAAAGAAAAAUAUACUGAAGAUGAAGAACUGAACAAAACCAAACCAAUCUGGACCAGAAACCCAGAUGAUAUUAGCCAAGAAGAAUAUGGUGAAUUUUACAAAUCCCUCACCAAUGACUGGGAAGACCAUCUUGCAGUCAAGCACUUCAGUGUUGAAGGUCAACUGGAAUUUAGGGCUCUAUUGUUUGUCCCACGUAGAGUGCCAUUCGAUUUAUUCGAAAACAAGAAACGCAAAAACAACAUCAAAUUGUAUGUCCGACGUGUAUUCAUCAUGGACAAUUGCGAAGAACUUAUUCCAGAAUAUUUGAACUUCAUCAAGGGUGUGGUUGAUUCUGAAGACUUACCUCUUAACAUUUCUCGUGAAAUGUUGCAACAAAACAAAAUCUUGAAAGUUAUCCGCAAAAACUUAGUAAAGAAAUGUAUGGAACUGUUUGAGGAAUUGACUGAAGACAAAGAUGGCUACAAGAAAUUCUAUGAACAAUUCUCAAAGAACUUGAAAUUGGGUAUCCACGAAGACACACAAAACAGAUCAAAACUUGCUGAUCUUUUGCGUUACAACACAUCUGCCAGUGGUGAUGAAGCUUGCACCUUCAAAGACUAUGUAAGCCGCAUGAAGGAAAACCAAAAGAGCAUUUAUUACAUCACUGGUGAAAGCAAAGACCAAGUAGCCAACUCUGCCUUUGUAGAACGUGUCAAGAAGCGCGGAUUUGAAGUAGUUUACAUGACUGAACCAAUUGAUGAAUAUGUUGUCCAGCAAUUGAAAGAAUACGAUGGUAAACAACUUGUAUCUGUCACCAAAGAAGGUUUAGAACUACCCGAAGAUGAAGAAGAGAAAAAGAAGAGAGAGGAAGACAAGGCUAAAUUUGAAGGCUUGUGCAAAAUAAUGAAGAGCAUUCUGGACAGCAAAGUUGAAAAAGUUGUUGUCUCAAACCGUCUUGUAGAAUCUCCUUGUUGUAUUGUCACAUCACAAUACGGCUGGACCGCCAACAUGGAACGUAUCAUGAAAGCUCAAGCCCUUCGUGACUCCUCUACCAUGGGUUACAUGGCAGCCAAGAAACACCUUGAAAUUAACCCUGACCAUCCAAUUAUUGACAACUUGCGUCAAAAGUCUGAUGCAGACAAAAAUGACAAAGCAGUCAAAGAUUUGGUCAUCCUGUUGUUUGAGACUGCAUUGUUGAGCUCUGGUUUCUCGUUGGAAGAACCCCAAGUGCAUGCUUCCCGCAUCUACAGAAUGAUCAAGCUAGGUUUGGGCAUUGAUGAAGAGGAAGUUAUGUUGACUGAAGAAGCACCUGCAACUGAAGCUCCAGUUGAAGGUGGAGAUGCUGAAGAUGCUUCCAGAAUGGAAGAAGUUGAUUAAAGUUGCUUUCAUGUUGUGGGACAUGUGUUGUAAUGUGUUCCGGAAUUCCCAAUUUUUGUACUGAUUUUUAUUUAUUUUUUAUUAUGGUAAUGUAAAGUUUCAUUUCUUACAUAGAUUUCUUUCAGCCUUUUAACAACUGAAUAUUUGUUUUUUGUUUUUUUGGCUGUGUAAAGUUUACUUGUAAAGUUAAUAAACGAUUCCCCAAAUAAUAUUUUGAGUUUUUUCUGUGUUAAUUUAAUUUUCAGGUACCUACUUACUUAACUGAAAAAAAUUCAAG
Ceutorhynchus assimilis (cabbage seed weevil) is the source of this 3387-nucleotide messenger RNA. Lineage: Eukaryota; Metazoa; Arthropoda; Insecta; Coleoptera; Curculionidae. The record is from the annotation of a GenBank genome assembly.